UCAGAGAUAUCCAACCUAAAAUAAACGUUGAUUCAUUAGUAUGAUAAAGCGAUUUAAACAUUUUUUUGUAUUUAUCAUUGAACGAUAAUCUUUUAUUUUUCAACAACUUUCGACAACGAACGAUAUUGUUAUGCAUGUUAAUACGUUAAAUAUUUACAAUGUGAUUAAUCUACGAAGUGAUAUAGUGAACAAGGAAAAGAAAUGUACAAGUUAAACAAUCUACUAUUCUUUUACUAUUUUGCAGUUGUUACUGUUUUUGCUGAUACACCUGUAGUGAAUGAUAAUAUUUGCAUAUUUCAUGAACCUGUUCUUAGUGUUUUCACUUACAACUUUACCAGUCUUAUAAGUCCUACAAAGGAUGCUAUUGUAAAUGAUGAACGUUUAAAUGUAACUGUACGUUUACGAUUAUGUUCUGCACUGAAACAAAAAUGCAAUGGAGAAGAUGGGUAUGGAAUUUGUUUAGUGAAAAACAAAAAAGAAAAAGGAAUAGGAAAAAUGCCUCCAGUGGUGAAUAUAACAAAUGGAAGAAUAAUGUUUGUAUUCACAGGUGAUGACUGUACAUCUGAUACUAAAUAUACUGUAAAUAUUCUUAUGAAAUGUGACUAUAAAGCUGAAAACAAUUCUCUCCCGGAACUAUUUUCUCAUACAUUAGAAGGAUGUAACAUAUAUAUGAUAUGGAAAAGUGUUCUUGCUUGUGGACCUCGAGUUAUAGGAAAUUGUACAGUAACAGAUAAAGGAUUGCAUUAUGAUUUAUCACCUUUAACGAAAUAUUCAGACAAUUAUUUUGUUACAAUAGAUAAAACAUUACCAAAAAUUAUAUUAAAUAUUUGUCAUUCUGUAAUAUUUGAAUACAAAGCCCUAUGUCAAUCGCAUUCUGGAGCUUGUUUACAGAAUUCUUCAUUCAAUGAAUAUGUGAAUUUGGGCGAUAUUCAAAACCCACCCUUUGUAACAGAUUCUGGAGAACUUAAACUUGAAUAUCAGGAUGGAGAUCUGUGUAGAGUGAGAACUAUUUCAGUACCACAUAUUAAGACUUCUAUCACUUUUAAAUGUGAUUUCGAAGCUACGAAUACAGAUCCAGAAUAUAUUGGAGGAAGUGAAGAGUGUCACUAUCAAAUAAUGUGGAGAACUGCAGCAGCUUGCAGUAUAGAAUCUUUACGUAAUCGUAGUAUAGCCACUGCUGGCAAUUGUACAGUGAAUAAUCCUCUUACAAAUUUUACGUAUGAUCUACGACCUUUAAUGAAUAAAAACUUUUAUACAAUAACAAAAAAUGGUAUAAAAUAUAAAUUUGGUGUAUGUGAAUCACCUGUUAAUAAUUCAUGUGUGGCAGGAACAGGAGUUUGUCUUACUCAGAAUAGUACAUCUAUGGGAAAGGCUAAUACAAAUUUAAUGUGGGAAAAGGGUGGACCAUAUUUAAAUUACACAGAUGGAGACAUAUGCGAGAAUGGAUUACAACGUUAUACAAUUAUUGCAUUUGUAUGUGGAGCAGAAGGAUCUCCAGAUAAACCAUUUAUUACUAAACUAAAUGCUUGUCAAUUGACUAUAAAUUGGAACACUAAUUUAGUUUGUGAAAAAAGGGUGAAAUGCGCGACAGAAGAUGACGAAAUAAAUUUGAGUUCACUGAUAAAAUCUGCCAAUAACUAUAUUGUAAAAGUAAAUAAAACUGAGUUUCAUAUAAACGUAUGCAGGCCAUUAAUUCCUGUAUCAGGUUUAACAUGUGUACAUGGCAGCGCGGUUUGCAAAGCUUCAUUAAAUUCACGUAAUGAAUAUGUAGACGAAAUCAGUUUAGGGUUUCCAGAAGAAAAUCCUAUAUUGUAUAAAAACCAUGAAAUUGUAUUACGUUACGUGGAUGGAUCUCCUUGUCCUGAAAACCCAAAAAGAUUAAUUUCUUCAAAUUUUACAUUUCCGUGUUAUAAUAAUGGCAAGGGAUUUCCGGAAUUUAAAAGAUAUGAAGACUGCACUUACAUUUUUGAGUGGAAAACAAGUAUAACAUGUGGAGCUGCAAUGGGAAAUUGGACUUCUCCUUGCAUUAUACACGAUCAAUUACUUUCUUCUGAGUGCAAUCUGUCUCUACUACAUAAAAAUGAGAAAGUAUACUAUGUGGAGAACAAACAAGGCAAAAAAUAUAGCAUAAGUAUAUGUGGUGGAGAAAAGAGCUGCAAUGGUUCUGCUGUAUGUGAAGGAAACAAUGGAUAUGGAACACUAGCAAACGUAAUUUUUGAUUAUGGUAGAGAUGUUAUAAAACUUCAAUACUCUAAUGGUAGUAAAUGUGUAAAUAGCUCCUACACAUCCGAAGUACGAUUUAUAUGUAACGAAUCUAUAGGAAUUGGCACACCGAAGCUGUUAUGGGAAUCACAGUGCAGCGCAGAAUUCGAAUGGCAUACAAAUGUAACUUGUACCUGCCAAUCAAACUCUCAGCAACCUACUGUUUCUCCAAACGCACAGGAAGAUGUACAUGAAUUGGCUCCUAGUCAUACUGGUACAAUUGCAGGCAUCGUGCUGAGUGUUAUCGCCCUGGUAGCAGCGUUGCUUUAUUUUCGAGAUCCAGAUAAACGAGCAUGUUUGCGCUCUUGCAUUAAUCCAUUUUCCUUGAAAAGAGGCCGUGGUCGCGUUCAAUACUGCAGGGUCGACACUACAGAGGAAGCUCGUCUUUUGCUAGACGUCGAUCCAACGCAGUGCCAAACAGAUAGCGACGAUGAUCUUUUGAAUGCCUAGUCAUAUCUCAUUGUUGUUGUUUAUCUUUAAAACUUUAUUUUAUCUAAGUUUCAAAACACACGAAGAAUAUGUACUCUUAUCGAACACGUGAAAUUCUUGCUUGAAACGCGUGAAAACAUGCUUCUCUGUUUUCUUUGCGUUACCAUUGGUUCCGUGCCAUAAAUUUAUUAGUAUUGACAUUUAGGACUGUCACGUAGAAAAAACUAUUUUAGUAAAUAUAGUUUUCGUGUUUCAAUGUAAUAAUUAAUAUUGGCUUUUGUUUCAUUUAGAAAUUUGCUAACACGAGAGUUAAUUGUGGAAAUAUUCAAACUAAUAGAUAUACAGAUAGGCUGAACCUGAAGAUUUCGUUUGGUAAAAUUGUAUAAUAUUUUUCACACGGAAUUAUAAAUUUUCUGAACUAUUCUCGGAAAAAUAAGUUCAAUAAUUCGACUAAUAUUAUACGGUAAGGUUGUGAAGUAGAAUUAGCGUUAUAAAAUUUAUGAAUUAAAAAUUAAUUUGAUGAUUCUAUAGUAAUGUGAUUUGAGUCUAAAUUAAUUUUUAUGCUUCUAAGAAGCUUGUAUAUAUUUUACGUUUGUUUAAAAUAGAUAUGUUUUAUUUCUAAUUGUAAUAGGAGAUAGUUUUCUAAGAAAUCAAAAUUUUUAAUAAAGCAAUUGAAUUAUUUCAAGAUAUUAAAUUACCAACUGAAACAUUGUACUUAUAUACUCGGGAAAUUUAAUUUUCUUAUUUUUUUGUUUGAAAGCUACUAAAGGAAAGCUCAAAGAAAGUUUCCAAAAGAUAAUCUUUCCUUUUUUGGUUUCUAUUCUGUAACAAGAUUUUUGUUACCCUCUAUGGUACGGAAUUUAUAUAAAUUUAUAAAGUUUAUUUUGAUAAUUAAAAGAAAACAAUGUCCUUUACAAUGAAAUUAAUAUAAAGCUCCUUAAAUAGUUUUGUGAUUGAUAUAUUAUAAGGCAUUCCAGUAUAUUUUGAAGAAAAGAUUAUAUUUUAUAUUAGAAUAUUAAGAAUCAAUUUGAAGCUUUUCGUAUACGAGAAAGGAGUUUCCAAAAUUCAUUAAAAAAUCAACGGUGUAUUUCAAACAGAUCUACUAAUGAAUAUUCUAUAUGAAUGCAAUAUACAUAUAGCAGUAUCGUAUUAUACGCAGCUAAUAAAGUUUGAAAUAAUUGAAUAGAAAUUCUAAUAUCGCUGGAUCUCUUGCCAUCAACAAUAUAUUGUGCUUGUGAUUUAUGUAAUAUUUGUUUUUUAAAUGUCAUUAUAUCGAUAAUAUUGACGGAAAUAUUUUAUUGUAAUUUACCAACCGAACAAUUGUAGCAUAGUUUGCAAAGCUUCUUUAUAGUUCUUUAUUUUGUGAAAUAUGUAAUAUGUUAUUUAAUUAUUUUAUCGAUGUAUCCUUGUCGAUUAUAAAAAUAUGUAAUUCCAAAGGGGUACUUAAUCUGUAUAUGCAAUAAUGUUUUUAAACGAUGUGUCUAUAAAUAAAAUCUUUUAAUCAUU
This is a messenger RNA of Bombus terrestris (buff-tailed bumblebee), 4197 nucleotides long. RefSeq names its product cation-independent mannose-6-phosphate receptor (gene Lerp). Gene Ontology annotation, biological process: lysosomal transport. The coding region runs from base 202 to 2712 and encodes 836 amino acids. NCBI's taxonomy places the organism in Eukaryota, Metazoa, Arthropoda, Insecta, Hymenoptera, Apidae. Gene Ontology annotation, molecular function: signaling receptor activity; D-mannose binding. The record is from RefSeq and is a predicted model, not a curated record. The transcript has 16 exons.